Molecule: messenger RNA, 264 nt
Organism: Paramecium sonneborni
Lineage: Eukaryota; Ciliophora; Oligohymenophorea; Peniculida; Parameciidae
Source: the annotation of a GenBank genome assembly
AUGUAAAGUAAUAAAGAAUAAGAUAUAAUUGUUUAUUUUAAACUAUAAAUUAUAUACAAUUGCAUAAAAGUAAGUAAUGAAGCAAUGCUUAAACUAAAAAUGAUUGUGUAACAGAUGUUUAGGGAAACAAAUUUUAAUAUCAUUAAAUUAAUGCAAAAUCAAAAGUUUUAAUACAACUUCAGAGUCAUUAAAGAAUUAUUAAUAAUGUUAGGAUUAUAAUAAUCUUUUGGAUUGUGUUAUGGUGAGAUAGCUAAGAUUAAGUGA